GUCCUGCACGUACCUGGUAAAAUCUUGGGCUACGGUUUUGCAGAUGGGAAUUUCAAGGAGAUAUGUGGCGUGGCGGCUCCGGAGGGGUUCGAUAACGAGGGAGGGGUACAGGAUGUGCUUACAUAUUUCUGCGAAACGAAGACCACUAACCUCGUCAACAGCCAAUUUCCACAAGCAACUUAUUGUCAACAGUCAACAAAGCAAUGCCAAGAAAACUACAAAAACAUCAAAAAUAAAGCACACCACAUGUUAAAGAGUUGAAGCAAAACAAGCAAUAGAUUGAUACACAAGACCAGGCAUUCAUUCGAACUCUUGAAAUCCAUCAUGUCUGAGUAUACAUCUUCCGCCGAUACGAUCGCCUCCGACGACGACAUCUUAACCGAAAUCCUCAUACGGGUACCGGUGAAAUCACUCCUCCGGUUCAAGUCCGUAUCGAAGCACUGGCUCUCUCUCAUCGUCACACCCCAUUUCGCACGCUGCCGGAAUCCUGACCCUAGCUCUGUAUCUGGCCUAUUCUUGUACUCGUCCGGUCGGGGCCUCAACUCCGGACUCAAUUUCAUCCCUCUUCAAAAUGAUGGCAAUCCAACCGACGGAAAUUUUACAACAUUUCCAUUAGGUAUGAAAAUUUUAAGUUCAUGUCACGGCUUAUUAUGCUGUACUAGCUUCUCCCGUACUGGCAACCAUCAUCAAGUCCACAUCCUCAAUCCUACUACCAAGCAAUUCACUUCACUUCCUAAACCCCGUGGGGAAAUAAGAGGGUUGAGUUUAUCUUUUGACCCAUGUAGAUCACCUCACUACAAAGUAGUUUGCGUAUUGGGCACCGUUUCAGUUUUGUCCAGAGAGCCUUAUCAGAGUGAGUGGCGUUAUCAGAUUGAGAUAUAUGCGUCUGAGACCGGCACUUGGAGGCCUUCUGGUGAACCUUUUAUCGGCGAUCUCAAUACCCAUUUCCUUGGCGGGGUGUAUUGGCAUGGCGCGAUUCAUUGGUUCAACACAUGGGGGGACUCCUUGUAUUUCGACAUCGAGGAUGAGAGGCUUGGAAUCUUGCCGAUGCCAACGAUUCCUCAGGGUGAAGGGAAUGGGAGGCUGAUUAGGUACUAUGGGGAGUCCCGUGGCCAUUUGCAUCUUGUUGAGAUCUACGGUGCAAGGACUCAGUUUUGUGUAUACGAGAUGGACGCGGACUAUUCGGGGUGGUUUGUUAAGUACAAUGUUGAUCUUCACGAAGUUGGAAUUGCAUUUCCAGAGAUGAUGCAGACGCUGUCGUGGGAUCCAAUGUAUUACUCGUUUGCUAUACUUGCCAUUGUAUGGGAAGAUGAGCGAUCGUUUCUGGUGUUGCACAUACCUGGAAAGAUCGUACGGUACAAUCUUGUGGAUAAAAGCUUUGAGAAGAUAGGCGAUGUUGCCCCGGAGCAUUGCGACAGUAGCGGCAUGAUAGAGGAUGCAUUACGAUAUUUCUGGUUUCAUGCUUUUCAAUACAUUGAGACGGUCUCUCGUAUCUGAAUGCAAUUCUUAACAAAUGUAACAUUAUUUUUCACUUAUGUUAGUUAUGUAGUUGGCAUUGCUAUAUAUGAGAGUAUUUAAAUG
Molecule: messenger RNA, 1581 nt
Organism: Rhododendron vialii
Lineage: Eukaryota; Viridiplantae; Streptophyta; Magnoliopsida; Ericales; Ericaceae
Product: F-box protein At5g07610-like
Exons: 2
Coding region: 325-1497 (390 amino acids)
Molecular function (GO): protein binding
Source: RefSeq, a predicted model, not a curated record